AGCGUUCCUGACGACGCCGAGGAAGACGAGAAUAGUUAUGAACAUCGCCUGUCAAGGCUAAGAGCAAAUCAUAAACUGCCCGAGUUUAAACUACGGUGCUGGGCGAGAAUGUUGGUGAGCAACUUUGAAUUUCCCGCUUUUGAGUAAUGCAAAACUAAUGGACUUCAUCCGAUUGCCGUCAUAGUGUUUCCUAAUGUUUUGUUUCAGUCUCAUGGUGCAAAGCUAUACCGUGUGCCCAAAUCAUCUCCUUUAACAUUUUUCUCUAGAUUAUUUGUAAUUUCACAUGAAAAGUUUCCUCAUUAUUUAGUGUACGAACUCCACGUGCCAACUCCUUUUUUUUAAUUUAUGCAACUCUUGGGGCUUUUACCGCUAUAAAAUUUCGGACCAAAAAUAAAUCUCUUAAUUAAAUAGCUCUUGCAAAUUAACGGUAAGAAGAGGAAUUCGUUAUAAUGACCCACAGUAUUUCAUAAUAGUGUUUUUGGUGAAAUUUUCAUUUUCCCGACGGAGACCAUACAUGUAUUUUUUUAAAAAUGAAGUUGAGUUGAAAAUGAAGUGCUCGUUACUAAUUAGUCAGGGAAGGCAUACACUGAAUACGGCUAAUAAAUUUAUUGUUGCAUACUAGGUAAACGGCACACAUGACAGCGAAGAUGAAACUCCGGAUUUGCCAUUUUUCACAGGCAAAUCGAAUAAGGUUAAAGACCGAGCACCAAAUACAACCGACUGCGAAGCUUGCCACUCAACAGCUGAUGGCGCUGAGAGUAAGGUGAUUAGCAUAAGAAGUUUACUAAUUCUGAAGCUGUUAGAGCGGUUUUCACUUGACUGUCGUAAAACCAAAACCAAAGUAAAUACACUAGCCAACCAAAGGGCGUAGUAAAACCAAAACCAAACCAAUUCCUCAAUUACUUUCGACAGUCAAGUGAAAACCGCUCUAUCAUCUUUUUUUAGCAUUUGUUUGCUUACGCUCGGUUUUUGUUCUCUCUUCGUAGAUCCGCAUGCGAAGUGCUAUUUUGCAACAA
Messenger RNA from Pocillopora meandrina, 1016 nucleotides. NCBI's taxonomy places the organism in Eukaryota, Metazoa, Cnidaria, Anthozoa, Scleractinia, Pocilloporidae. The record is from the annotation of a GenBank genome assembly.